AUGAUCCUGAAGAUCGUAUUGAAUUUUUUAACUCCUGUUCUGUGUACACAGAUCUACCAAAACUGUUCUUGCGUUCUGGGAGGCUUGGCUGCAAUAGGAGUCUGUGAUUACGGGUGUUCACAUAUGUAUGGUUACGUCAUAUCCGGGGGUCUCCGACUGUUGGUCACGACACUUGGUAGCAUCCCCAAACUGAUUAUUUUAAUGAGGGGGCGUGGCUGUGAGAAGAUGUGUGGGGGUCCAGUAGAGAGUGGAUGGGAGAAGGGGUUUGGGGGUCCAGUAGAGGGUUGGCUGUUGGCUCCAAUCGUCUUCGGCAGCCUCAUCGAUAACACCUGUCUAAUCUGGGACAUCAAGUGUCACGCCAGAGGGCGCUGUCUUCUUUACGACAACGACAUGUUCCGGCUUAAAUUCCAAGGUUAUGCAGGUCUGUUUCUCGCCUGCUCUUUGGCGUUUCAACUGAUCGCCUACGUGUAUGCCAGGUGUACCAGGUGUUUGGAUACCGACGCUAAGGGUGAAGACGGUGCCCCCACAGUAGAAAUGACACUCGUUGUUAAUGGCAACGCCACUGUGGACGCCUAA
Messenger RNA from Candidula unifasciata, 576 nucleotides. The record is from the annotation of a GenBank genome assembly. Lineage: Eukaryota; Metazoa; Mollusca; Gastropoda; Stylommatophora; Geomitridae.